AUGAAGCUUCCAAGGAGUUUCGCAUUCAUCAUUACUUUGGUGAAAGCACCGGAGACGUUUUUAAAAGGCGCGAACGCUACAGCUGAGUUAGAGGAGGUUCUUUCAUCCCUCGAGUUUGUCGCCCAAGCACUUCGGGCCUAUGUCCUCCAAACUAAAAUUAAUGGUAAGAAUGAUGCGAAGAGUGCAGAGUGGCAUGUCGAAUGGAAAGCUGAAUGGAUGGCUAAAGAUGAGAAGGUACUGAAACCUUGGAUGAGAGAAGUAGUUGUUGAUGAAAGUUUCAAGGAAGGGAAGAAGGACAAGAUUGAGCAGAGGAAGGUUUCAAAUAGGGACUCCACCAUUGAUCAUCAGGGAAUCCAAUAG
Sclerotinia sclerotiorum 1980 UF-70 is the source of this 360-nucleotide messenger RNA. RefSeq lists its product with no specific name. The record is from RefSeq and is a predicted model, not a curated record. The transcript has 5 exons. The coding region runs from base 1 to 360 and encodes 119 amino acids. NCBI's taxonomy places the organism in Eukaryota, Fungi, Ascomycota, Leotiomycetes, Helotiales, Sclerotiniaceae.